UUUCCAUACACUGAUGAAACUCUGACGUUGUUUUCUGGAGCAAGCUGGUAUUUGAGUCAGCAUUAAUAUUUAGUUACGCAUUACGCAGGGUUUGAUCGGUCAUGUCGUCUUCCUCCAAUAGCAACGACUCCGGCAAGAAAGGCAGCAACCCUCUGGACGCCAUGGGCGCCUUCUUCUCGUCGCAGGUGAACCGCCGGAAGCUCGUGACCAGCGAGAAGCAGGCGCUGGCGACGCGGCUGUCGGCCGGCGGCGAGACGUUCCCGGGCAGCGAGCACCGGCCGGCCGACCGGAAGAAGUGGAUGGCGGAGCUCGGGCCGGAGAAGGUGAGGGUGCACCAGGUGGUGUGGCCCGGGACGCACGACUCGGCGACGAACAAGAUCGGCAUCCCGUUCGUGACGCGGCCGUUCGCGCAGUGCCAGUCGCUGUCGGUGUACGAGCAGCUCGCCGCGGGGGCGCGCGUCAUCGACGUGCGGGUCCAGGAGGAGCGCCGCGUCUGCCACGGCGUGCUCGCCACCUACUCCGUCGACGUCGUGCUCGCCGACGUGAAGCGGUUCCUCGGCGAGACGGAGUCGGAGGUGGUGAUCCUCGAGGUGCGCACCGAGUUCGGCCACGAGGACCCGCCGGAGUUCGACAAGUACCUGGUGGAGCAGCUCGGCGAGCACCUGGUCCCGCAGGACGAGGCGGUGUUCCACAAGACCAUCGCCGAGCUGCUCCCGCGGCGGCUCAUCUGCGUGUGGAAGCCGCGCAAGUCGCCGGCGCCCAAGCCCGGCGAGCCGCUGUGGAGCGCCGGCUACCUCAAGGACAACUGGAUCGACACCGACCUGCCGGAGACCAAGUUCGAGAGCAACAUCAAGUUCCUCGGCGAGCAGCCGCCGGUGGCCGACCGGAGGUUCUUCUACCGGGUGGAGAACACGGUGACGCCGCAGGCCGACAACCCGGUGCUCUGCGUCAAGCCGGUCACCCGCCGGAUCCACGGCUACGCCCGCCUCUUCAUCGCCGAGGUCUUCGCCAAGGGCCUCGGCGACAAGCUCCAGGUCUUCUCCACCGACUUCAUCGACGGCGACUUCGUCGACGCCUGCGCCGGCGUCACCAAGGCGCGCGUCGACGGCGCCGCGUGAGCCCGCGCGCCGUGCAUGGCCGGGCCUGUAGUAAUUAGAGGGGUUCGCCGCGUUUAGAGGAGGAUGGCUUCGUUUCGUUUCGUCGGUGUCGCACAGCGUGCACAGAUUAGGUUUCGUGUUGUCCUAAAGCGAUUGCAGUGUCAGACGCGUGAUUUACGAAUGAUUUAUUAUCAUGCA
This is a messenger RNA of Oryza brachyantha (malo sina), 1295 nucleotides long. RefSeq lists its product as uncharacterized. Gene Ontology annotation, biological process: lipid metabolic process. The transcript has 2 exons. Bases 102 to 1118 code for a protein of 338 amino acids. NCBI's taxonomy places the organism in Eukaryota, Viridiplantae, Streptophyta, Magnoliopsida, Poales, Poaceae. The record is from RefSeq and is a predicted model, not a curated record. Gene Ontology annotation, molecular function: phosphoric diester hydrolase activity.